Molecule: messenger RNA, 3798 nt
Organism: Podarcis muralis (Common wall lizard)
Lineage: Eukaryota; Metazoa; Chordata; Lepidosauria; Squamata; Lacertidae
Product: dnaJ homolog subfamily B member 6-like
Molecular function (GO): Hsp70 protein binding
Source: RefSeq, a predicted model, not a curated record
GUCCCUUCCUAUCUGGCAGCAACUGGGCCUGUGCAGGUGUGAACGGACACCUGCAAGACCUUAGAACUGUGCCCACCAUGCAGCCAGGACAGUUCGUCCUUUCACAAUAAGGGUCAACUGUCCACACCACUGCCUUUUGCUACUCCGCAUGGGGUUACCCAGCCGGGUGGAUGGCCAUGACCACCUCUAACCUCAGUUGAGAACCCAAAGACAUUGGUUGACACCCAGAGACAAUAAUCAACACCUGGCUGCUUUUUCUGUGUUUACAUCCUGCUCACUGGUUCUGCUGGAAACAUCAAUCCACCAUGGUCGAGUACUAUGAAGCUCUGGGUCUCCCCCAGAAUGCUUCCUUGGAUGACAUUAAAAAAGCAUACAGGAAGAAAGCUCUAAAGUGGCACCCAGAUAAAAACACAGAAAACAAGCAAUUUGCAGAACAGAGAUUCAAGGAGAUUUCAGAAGCCUAUCAAGUACUUUCAGACAAGAACAAACGUGACAUCUAUGACCGCUGGGGUAAGGAUGGGCUACUGGGAAGAGGUAGACCUGGGGCAUCAUCUAGGACCAACAUGAGCCCUGAUUAUAUGUUCCACUUCCGCAGUGCCCAUGAUGUCUUCAGGGACUUCUUUGGAGGACGGGACCCUUUCUUUGGAGACGCAAUGCCAUUUGGUGCAUGUGCUGGUGGAGGAAAUGGGUUCUGCUUCUACUCUUCAUCAACUAAUUUCGUCAACGGCAAACAGAUCACAACCAAAAGGAUUGUUGAGGAUGGACAGGAGCGAGUAGAAGUUGAAGAGGAUGGAGAGCUUAAAUCUGUUCUUAUUAAUGGUGUGCCCACUGAGAGAGCAUCCAUUAGAGAAGCUGGAGGGCAUCAUGGUGAGCCCAACAGAUACAGGUCUGCACCUCAGUUCGGUUACCAUGAUGACUCCGAUUCUGAACCCAUCUAUGAGGUGCGCACCAUCAGGCAUGCGUUCCCCAACCAAAGGAAUAAAGGCUACAGAGCAGGAAAUCUGUCCCCUGCAGAAGACACAGACAGCGAGUCUCAUGAUGAGUUCCAGACUGAGGAUGAUGAAGAAUCCCAUAUCCCUGAGUUCUAUUCUCCUUCUGCUUUCUAUUCUGCAGGGCCAGGUACUUACGACAUCUCCUUGUCUCUGCCCUGCAUGGGUCAGCCAAGACACCCCAGUGUCCCUCCAAGUCUCUCAACAGGACAGACAAAAGAUGAGAAGGACUAUUAUGAAGUCCUGGGCAUUCCCCAGGGGGCAACGCAUCACGACAUUAAAACGGCGUACAGAGCGAAACUGAAGAUGUGGCAUCCUGACAAAAACCCAGAUAACAAAAAAGAAGCUGAAGAGAAGUCAAAGGAGAUAAUGGAAGCAUACAAAGUGCUGUCAAACUGUGUGAUGCCUGCCCAUGAGAAACACAAGAGUAAUACGGUAGACGAGAAAGACCACACCAAGCCAGACAAACCAAGUUCUCAGGAUGACGAGUUGAGUGUGGAGAAUGACAAGAGCUCUUGUUCUGAGUAUGAUGACUCAACAUUUGAGUCUGAUGAUGAGUCGUCGAGUUCAGAGCAUUAUUCCACCUUGAACUCUGAUGAGUCUAAUGAAUCCAGUUCUGAGUCCAGUUCUGAGUGUAGCAGGUCAAGCUCCAAAUCCAGUGAACCGAAUUCAGAGUCAGAUUCUGAGUCCAACGAUCCAGGUCAGAAGCCUAGCAAGCCCCUUCCUUUGCAUCCACGUAGAAAGCCUCACAAAAGACACCGGGCAAAGCAUGACCAAUUGUCUCCUGAGAAAAAGGAUUUUCCAGUCGGGAAGGGUAAGCAGACCCAGGAUGGGAGAAAGAGAUUGCAGACUAGGGAGAAAAACCUGCCUGUCGAGAACAGCGCAUUGCACACUAGGAGCAGCAAGUCUGGUAAACAACCUCUUGUGGAGAAUAGCGAGAGCACCAAUGGGAAGAGGAAAGCCCCAACUGAGAAGAAUGGGGCCUAUGCAGAAAAGGCCAGGCAACAGAGCGAAGAUUGGGAGACCCAUACGGGGAAGGCUAAGCUUCCCAAGCUAAAAACUGAGCUGCAUGGUGAGAAUAAGCUUCAUACAGGGAAGACGAAACAGCGGCAUGAGAAGUCAGAGUCAAGCACCAAGAACAAGCUUCGGAGUGGGGAAGCUGAUGCUGCCCCUGGAAAGCAUGAGAUGCAAACUGAGAAAUUUUCAGCACAGAAACAUAGAUCCCAUCCAGGACGUGAACCUGAUCGUGGGACAGAGCAGUGUGCUGGGCAGAAGGAACGAUCUGACAAGCAGGAGCCACGUAUUGGACACCUGAGGUACACUAGGAGGAAAACCUCACCAAUCAAAAGUAAGGAGAUGUCAGGGAGGGUGACUAAGUUGAUAUCGCCAAAGUUGAAAGAUGGAAAAGCAAAACGUUCCCAAAAGGGUGAGCUGCAGGCUGGGGAAAACAAGACGCACGCCGGGAAGAGCAAGGCUAAUGUCCAAAAGAAGGCACUGAAUGAUGAGAGGAGUAGGAUGAAAGUCCAGAAAAAUGAGUUGCAUGCUGUGAAGAACAACAUGGCAGUCCAGAAGAAGCAGCUGAAUGCUGGGAAGAGCAAGGUGCAGGUCCAAAACAGUGAUGGGAGAGGUUAUAAGCGGGACCUUUAUGACCUCUAUGGACUCGAGGGACUGAUAGGACUAAGCACAGAGAUCAUGCCUAGAUUCAGCUGUCCUCAGCAUAUCAUGCCCUUUCCCUUCUUCCUUCACUCCCUGAAAGACAUCCACAGCGUGCUGAGAAGUGAUGGUGACAGGUAUCUGGUUUGUUUUCUUGAAGGUGCUGGGUUUUAUCCAAGCGCCACUGAGACUCCGGACUUCAUGUUCACCUUCCGUGAUGCAGAUGAGGUCUUCAGAGAGUUUUUCGCAGGACAAGAUCCCUUCAGUGAACUCUGUGAGGAGUUGUCCCCAUAUACAGAUCUUCAAGGAGGAAUAACCCAGUGGGUCAUGCCAGGCUGUACCACUUACUCCUAUUGCUCCUACAGCUCUCCAUUCCAGACAGAUUUCUUCACUACGUUUGGGCCUGGUGCUGAAUUAGGAAUAGGCUUCUGCUCUGUCUCCACAUCUACUAAGUACAUCAAUGGCAAACGGAUAACCACCAGGAGGAUCCUUGAGAAUGGGCAGGAGAGAAUGGAGAUUGACGCGGACGGGGAGCUCAAAGUGGCAGAAGUGAAUGACCUCACCAACAACGACUUGAAGGCCACGGUGGAGCUCAUCCAGCCGGAGCAACACGAGAUCCUGCGCUCGUCUGCUACGGACAUCCCGACUCCACCACGCCCGCAGAGCACAGGGUUCUCUUUCGCCCACCCUGAAGACGAAGACAAGGAGCUGCAUCGGGCCACCCUGGCCUACAGCCUGUCUGAGAUGGAGACUGUGGGGCAGCAGCACCUGGCAGGCGCCUCCCGAGACAGCUCCAGGAAGAGGCGAGGUAGCGCGAGGCGGGCACACAAAAGGAUGCCAGGGCCCAGUGAGGAAGUGGCGGGUGCUCCCUUUCCCAUUAGAGCCAGGAGCCCGGGCGCAGGAGACAACACAAAGGAGGACAAGCCAGCAGAAGGCCCAAAGGGCAGAGGCUGCGCUGAAGAGCCGGAGAAGCAGCAACUCGCCUUGCCAGCGGCCCCUGAGGAGAAUGACUCGGUCCUCAGUGACAUGCGGUAUGUCUUCCCCGACAUUAUCCCUUCCCACAGGGAGAGGGAAUCCAUCAUGUGCACUGUCCUCUGAGCCUCAACGACAUGCAAGAGAAGAACGCUCCCGUGUCCAAUAAAGGUCACAGCCUGGC